AUGCAGCAUUGUAUCCGAACGUGUUUACUGUUGACGACGAUAUUCAUUCAAUCAAUAUAUAGCCAACAGUUUGUUGUUGGCUGCUAUUUCACAAAUUGGGCACAACAUCGUAACGGACUCGGACGUUUUCUUCCAUCGCAUAUUGAUCCAUCACUUUGUACACAUCUCUACUAUGCGUUUGCAAAUAUCGAUAUGAUCAAUCGGAGUCCUAUGCCAUUCGAAGUUAAUGAUGUUAAACCAUCUCCGGCAACAGCUGCAGUCGUCGCCAGUGAUAUCAGUAAACCUGCCGGUAAUGGACGUCUUAAUGGUAAACCAGUAGUGAAGACUGCACCACCGAUGAGCAUGUAUGAACAAUUUAAUAUACUGAAAUAUAAAAAUCCUCAAAUGAAAACCUUACUAUCGUUGGGUGGUGCAAGUGUCAAUGCAACACAAUUCCGAAGUGUUUUUGAGCCGGAUAAAACUCGCCGUGAAUUUAUUCGCAAUACAAUCAAAUAUCUCCGAAAAUAUAAGUUUGACGGUUUAGAUCUAGAUUGGGAAUUUCCCGAAACGGAGAAUGACCGUCGAAUAUUCAGUUUACUUGUUCGUGAUUAUCGAUCAGAAUUUCAGAAUGAAGCUUUCUUAAACGAUCGUCCUCAACUUUUAUUAACUGCUGCUGUUGCAGCAUACCGUCCGAAAAUUGAAGCUGGCUAUGAUAUCAAAGAAGUUGCGACCUACCUUGACUACAUCAAUUUAAUGGCUUACGAUUACCACGGUAGCUGGAAUAGUCAUAUAGGAUUCAAUAGUCCGCUCUAUGCGCGUUCAAGCGAAAAAGGUGACAAGCGUUUAUUAAAUCAACAGGCAACUGUUGAUACAUGGAUUGAUGGUGGAUGUCCACCGUCGAAAUUAGUUCUCGGUCUUGGAAUGUAUGGUCGAACAUUCAAAUUAAAACAGAAGAAAAAUGCUGAUACAAAACCGUAUGGCCCAUCGAAAGGUGCUGGCUCACCGGGUAAUUUUACGGGGAGCAGUGGUUUUCUCUCAUAUUAUGAAAUAUGCGACUUAAUUAAAAAACAAAAAUGGCAUACGGAAUACGAUAAAGAACAACAAGUUCCAUUUGCAUACAAAGACGAUCAAUGGAUCAGUUAUGAUAAUCAACAAUCGAUUGAGAAGAAAUGCCAUUAUGUGGCCGAACGACGUUUGGCUGGUGCAAUGAUAUGGUCGCUUGAUUUCGAUGACUUUAACGGUGCUUUCUGUGGUCAAGGGAAAUAUCCGUUAUUAACGACUGUCAAGAAGACUUUAGAGAGUCUUCAAGGACCUACAACGCCUAUUCGAAUUCAUCGAACAACUCAAGCUACUAUAUCGAAUGAUGUACAAAUUCCUUCGCAAUCAUCUGUACUCUUUUUCUUGAAUAUGUUCUGUCUGCUAUUUAUUCGUCAUUUUAGUUGA
Adineta ricciae is the source of this 1422-nucleotide messenger RNA. The record is from the annotation of a GenBank genome assembly. Lineage: Eukaryota; Metazoa; Rotifera; Eurotatoria; Adinetida; Adinetidae.